Messenger RNA from Rhizoctonia solani, 2898 nucleotides. RefSeq names its product calcium-transporting ATPase. The transcript has 18 exons. Gene Ontology annotation, cellular component: membrane. Gene Ontology annotation, biological process: intracellular potassium ion homeostasis; intracellular sodium ion homeostasis; potassium ion import across plasma membrane. NCBI's taxonomy places the organism in Eukaryota, Fungi, Basidiomycota, Agaricomycetes, Cantharellales, Ceratobasidiaceae. The record is from RefSeq and is a predicted model, not a curated record. The coding region runs from base 1 to 2898 and encodes 965 amino acids. Gene Ontology annotation, molecular function: ATP binding; P-type sodium:potassium-exchanging transporter activity; protein binding.
AUGCCCCGAUUGAGACUUCGCGUUCGGUCUGGGACGACGUAUUCAAACUCAAUUUCAGCUCCAAGACCAAAUUUAUGCUCAAGCUCCAAGCUUGUCGACUCGUCUGGUUCGCUCCCGGCGCCGCUUGUUCGUUCGGAUAUGUUCAACCCCCAGACGGACUAUCUCCUUACUGUCAAAGGUGCUCCGGACGUCCUUUACCCGAGGUGCACAUCUAUCAUGUCUCCGGUUGACGGCCAGGUCUUUGAUCUGACUCCCGAACGACUCGCUCAACUCACCGCUGUACAAAACCGAUGGGCCGCUCGUGAUCACCCCGCUACCGCCGUUGCGAUCGCCGCCCAAGCUGGAAUCGUCAGUGGCAACCCAGACGCUAUUCACCGGCUUUCAGAUCUCGACGAUUCACUUGACGAAAAGGCAAUCCCACAAUAUGAUCCCGACGCCAAGGAUCGUAGCUUGUUCACAUCGGACUCUAGCACCGAUCCUGAAAAAGGUUCGAGCUUAGCGAACUCGGGCAUGAAGAAUGGAACACUGUGUCAAUAUGACGAAAUUGUCUUUGCGCGCACCUCUCCCGAACAGAAGUUGCGAAUUGUUCACGAGUUUCAGAGGCGUGGUGGAGUCGUGGCUAUGACCGGUGAUGGAGUCAACGACGCCCCGAGUCUCAAAGCUGCUGACUGCGGCAUCGCUAUGGGCGAUGGCUCGGAUGUUGCCCGCGAAGCCGCCGAUAUGGUUCUGUUAGAAAACUUUGAGGCAAUAGUAGUAGCAUUGGAAUACGGUCGAUUGGUGUAUGAUAACUUGAAGAAGACAGUCCUGUACCUGCUUCCCGCUGGCAGUUUCUCCGAGCUUAUGCCCAUCUUGCUCAAUAUUUUGAUUGGCGUUCCACAGAUGCUUAGCAGUCUACAGAUGAUCAUUAUCUGUGUGGGUACAGAUGUCUUGCCGGCGCUCAGUCUCGCUCUCGAAAAGCCGGAACAGGGCCUUCUGUCACGCCGACCUCGAAAUGUCAAGACUGAUCGGUUAGCGGACUGGAAAUUGUUGCUCCAUGCCUAUGGGUUCAUUGGGGUUCUCGAGUCGUUGUGUGCGAUGAGCAUGUCUUUUUGGUAUCUUCAGCGCAACGGCGUGCCAUUCUCGGACCUUGUCUUGGGCUUCGGAAACUGGCCGACUCUGGACGAAGAGAAGCUUGACAAGGCUCAGUCUGUGUAUUUCUUUACAUUAGUGAUUAUGCAGUGGGGUAACUUGCUGGCAACCCGGUCACGUAAAUUGAGUAUAUUCCAGCAUAAGCCUUCCGGUAAUUGGUACAUCUUCCCAGCAAUGAUCUGUGCUCUUGUAAUCGGCAUUUUCUUCUCUUAUGUACCUUUCUUCCAGAAAACGUUCCUGACCCGAGGCGUCCCGGUCGAACACUAUUUCUUGCCUGUGGCAUUUGGACUUGGUAUACUCCUACUGGAUGAAGCGCGCAAGUUUAUGAUAAUGCAUACGUCAGUGAAUUCAUCAUCGUGCGAUAACUGUUCGGACAUCGGAAACCCUGUCACAUCGGGAAUAACUGGUUCGAUCAAACCAAGUACGGCUAAUUCAAGGCAGCAAUACGUGAUCUAUAGACCCAAUUUGGACUGGAUGGCGAAGGCUAGAAUGGGCAAAGGAUUACCGCUCGGUGGCACAAGGGCUACCCUUCGCAAUCGCCCCACACGAGUGAGGAUGUUGAAUAAAAAGUGGACGGAUUGGGCUAGAUAUCGCCCACGUCCGGCUGCCCUUUGCAAUGAACCUGUCUACUCGCAACCGUGUGAGACGUUCAUGGCGAGGUCCUCCUCUCAACAUCAACACACGGCGCUCGACGUCCCUGGUGACCUCCGAUGGCCUCCUCAUCGCGGGCCGCGGCUGGGGGUCCUCCUCAAAGCCUCACCAUCGUAUACACUGUCAACGGCCAGGACCACUGUACAGUCAUCCCUUAUCCAAAGAGCUACGAGGCAAGAUGCCCUCACAGCUGCUGUGCAGCGCUUCAGCCAAUACUUUGCUUCUGCAACACCUUCGCGUCAAGUGUGGCUCGCAAAGGGUCUGCGGACUCGUCGGAACCGCUGGAUAUGGGCCGAGAUCGAUCCAGAAUCGUUUCUCAACGCGAUCCAGGACAACGCGGUUGAGAUCCGCUUGUGCGAUAACGAGCAGGAUGGAUACGAUUCCGACGAAUCGGACUGCCUGAGCGUAAUCAUGUCGGAGGAGGAGAGUGUUCAAACAAAUAUGACAUCCCUGUUGCAGACGGAUGAUGGGUUCAAGAGCUCUCAAUCGAGCAUGUCCAACCUCUCCUGUCUUCAAACCCAGACUCCCUCGCCUGCUGCGAUUGCGCAAAGCUUGAUUGAUGAAGCAGUACAUAUUUACCAUUCCACCACCGACUAUCCUACCGCCAUAUCCAAACUCGAGCAUGCAGCGUCCGUUAUACCACCGGGGCACCCUGAUCUGAAAGCCCAGUGCUACUUGCAUUUGGGACAACUCGCCCAAGCCUCGUACAAUUUCCCCUCGGCCGAGAUGGAUGCUCUGCCCGCUCAGACCCAGGCCCAAAUCAAGGCAAACCGCCGGCUGUCGACCAUCUCGACUCUCGGUGGCUUGUCCCCAGCCUCAACAUCCCUCUCAACCGCUCGCUCCCAUUUCAGACACGCACACAAGUUGUUUACCGAGUCUAAGAACCGCGCUGGUCAGUUGCGAUGCAAACAAGCCGUUGCUUCGAUUGCAUUGGACGAGCAGGACUGGGAUUCGGCUCGGAGUCAGAUUCUUUAUAUCCUGGAUGCGGGGAAGCGAGAGGGCGUGGAGAUUGAUGAGGUGUGGUGCUGGAGCGCUUUGGCGCUUGUUUCCUUGAGGCAAGGAGAGCCCGAGGAGGUCGAUAAUUAUUGGAACAAAGCCUGGCGCGCGGGUGCCCGAUAA